This is a messenger RNA of Bufo gargarizans (Asiatic toad), 3411 nucleotides long. RefSeq names its product ring finger protein 168 (gene RNF168). Bases 184 to 1833 code for a protein of 549 amino acids. The record is from RefSeq and is a predicted model, not a curated record. NCBI's taxonomy places the organism in Eukaryota, Metazoa, Chordata, Amphibia, Anura, Bufonidae. The transcript is spliced from 7 exons. Gene Ontology annotation, molecular function: ubiquitin-protein transferase activity; nucleosome binding; metal ion binding. Gene Ontology annotation, biological process: protein ubiquitination; double-strand break repair. Gene Ontology annotation, cellular component: site of double-strand break; nucleus.
AUGGCGCCUUGGUCUGCAGUUUGUCCUCUAGCGGAAGCAUUACCUGUCGUGGAUUUGGCGGGUGUGUGGUGAGGAGAUUUGGCUGGUGGUUUGUUUGGCGCCAGAUUGGUGAUCGUGAGGCGGCUGUACUGGGCGCCCCCAGCGGGUGUCAGCUGACGAUGAUGAUCACUCUUUAAGGCCAGCAUGUCGAAGAAAAGAAAAUAUCCCCUGUCACGCCCUGAAUGCAUCUGUGGCAUCUGUCGGGAGAUACUUCUGGAGCCAGUGACGCUGCCAUGCGAUCACACCUUGUGCCACCCAUGCUUCCGGCAAACUGUAGAAAAAGCUAGCUUGUGUUGUCCUUAUUGUCGGCAUAGAGUUUCCAACUGGGCACGUAAAAAUGCCCGCUCCGGGACUCUGGUGGAUAAGGAGCUGUGGGAAAUCAUCCAGCGUCAGUACCCAGAGGAGUGUGAGCGCCGCGCCCGUGGACUGGACUCUGUAGAAGAUGACUUUGAAGAUGGUUUUAUCUCCUAUCCAGCACCUCUUAUAUGCAAACCUGGAGAAAUCCGACAGGAAUAUGAGGCUGAAAUUACAAAGAUUGAAGCUGAGCGACUUAGCAGAGAAGAGGAAGAACGUAAGAAAAGUGAAGAGUAUAUUCGUAGACUGUUAGCUGAGGAAGAGGAGGAACAACGGUUACAUCAGGAACGUGCGCAGAGGCAGUUGGAAGAUCAGCUAAAGCGAGAUGAAGAGUUGGCUCGGAUGCUAAACACUAAUAUGAAUGAGUCCUUUACAUCUGACCAGUCAUCCAUUAUUGAGGUACCCGUAGCUUCCAAGCAGACUCCUAGCUCAAAGUCAUCCAAAAAUGUGAAGGCCAAACCAAAACCAUCUGGAGACAUUGAAAGAUUUCUAUCCCCUAAAGUUAAUGAAAGCAUUCAUAUUAGAAGCUCUGCUCAAAUCAGGAGCGAAGAUUUAAAGCAUCUUAAUUCCACCUUGCGAAGUAAUGGAAGUGUGUUGGACUCGGAUGAAGACUCCAUGCCAUCUCUAUCUCCUCAAUUCAGUUUUUCUGUAAAUGGCAGAAAAAUGCACGCUUCUGACACAGAGCUGCCUAUACCUUGUCUAUCGAAAUACUCACCUAUUGAUGCAGCCCAAAGCGACCUGCAUUUGGCAAGUUCCUCUGAGGGUUUGACUGCUAAACUCAGUUCAAGAAAUAAGACCCCAUCAGACAUGGCUGCUGUAAACAUCUCUCCACCAAUGUCUUCCAGUGAUCAAGGUGACGGUGGGUGGUGGAGCUCUUCAGAAUCCAGCAAUGUUACCAGUACUCCUGACCAGUGGAUUAAAACAGCUAAACGAACCCUAGAGUCCCCUGUAGAUGGCGACAGCCAUGUAACCGAAAAGCGACAGAAGGUUUCUUGCUUGGAGAACAACUCUGUUGCAGAGUUAUAUACAGAGAGAAUAAAGGAACAGGAAGAGGCGCUUAUUCAAAGGAAGCUUCAGGAAGAACAGGACAGGAUGAUGGCACUGAAGCUGCAGAAGCUGUUAGACAAAGAAGAAAGCAGGGUGAGCAGGCACAAAGGAUCCCCGGAUGAGUACAAGCUGCGGCCAAAGAGAACAAGCCAGCAACAAGAAACAUCAGACACUACGCCUCAGAAAAAGUCACAAUUUAAUGACGGCAAAGCGGAGAGCCCUGGAAGUGAGGACACCUCAGAUGAAAAUAAAAAACCCCCAAAAAAAUCUGUGCAGCGGAAUAGAGUAGGACACUCGUCAAGAACACAACUAUCUGAAGGCCUCAAAGUCUUGAGGCCAAGUAAUAAGCAGCAAACAAUACUGGACAUGUUUCAAAAGUCGGCUGGAAAGUGAAGCCAUAAGUGCCUGUUAUAUUCGUUUUAUGGAUACUGCUGAUUUCUCUCUCAGGUUGCUGCAUUCAGAUUGUUGCCUCUGGUUAUAACGUUAAAGGGAUUUUGCCAUCACAUACAAUGGGGGCAAAUUGCUAGGAUAUGCCCCCAUGGUCUGAUAGGUGCAGGUCUGGGCCCCACCUCUGGGACCCGCACCUGCAACGAGAACUGAGCGGGGAAAUUAAUGGAGGGUGCACUGCACUGGCUCAGCUAUUUGUCUGCCCCAUAGAAAUGACUGGUAGCAGGGGCAGCACGUGCGGGGUGCGCUACCAUUCACUUGUAUGGGAGCAGCGCUUGGUGGUGGAUGGAGUCCUCCAACCACAGCUCCCCCUACUCUUUUCUCUUUGUAGGUGCGGGUCCCUCCUCUGGGACAAUGAGGGGCAUAUCAUGGAGAUAUGCCCCCAUUGUAUGUGAUGGGAAUAUUCCUUUAAGGAUUUCAUAGCAUUGAAAUUACUUUCUGUUCCUGUUUUUGUAUUGGGUUUUAAUUCACAUAUAUGGCAACUGAUGCCCUUGUGAUUCUUGGCACCAACCAGAGCCAUAAUGUUAUCACCUGUGGGGAUCAGAGUGGUUUUGUAUGUGAGAAGAGUAGAAAUAGGUUGAACUCCGAGACCUUAACGUUCUCACUGUUUAAAGAGGUUGUCCCAUCAGAUGAUCACCCCAGGUCCUGUAGAAAGACACUGAUGCUGUAGGCAAAUGUGGGAUUACAGGGUGGCUAUUCAGAUAAAUGUCCAUCCCCAUGUAAUACAAGGACAGCUCGAGUUUAGGAGUUUCUCCUACAGUUUGUCUUUGGGUUCGGAAGAGGAACCCCUCCUCUAUAAUGUCCAAUAGACCAUAUAAAUAGGGGUUGUUUUGCUGAGAUGACCUAUUAAAAGCAAAUCCGUCACCACAAAAUGCUGUGUGAUAAACAGGCGGAGCAGGAGAAGCUGGGAAGAUUUAUAUAUAGUUUUAUGGGAAAAAGAUUCAGUGUAAGUUAAAAAAUAUUAUAAAAGAUAUCUGUACAAUGUCAUCUAUUUGUUCUUUUCUUUAUUUCGUGUCCACUGGGGUGGUCGCACGUUCUCAGUUUAAAUCUUCAACUGUCACCAUCUCACAUGGAUCCAGAGAUUUCCCCAUUCAUUGCUCCAAUUGUUAGAUUGCUAGAUUUAUUUCACGCUGACAGCUCUGGGGUGUGUCCUUUCUGCUGCAGCUCUUUCCCUGUAACUGCAACAGCUUCUAACAGAAGAUGCCGGGAAAUGCAGCCAUCACACGGGGCUGGUUUCCCAGACUGAACGCUCUGGUGUGAAACUGGCCUUACACAAAGAAUGGUAUCCUCCUGUUCUAUAACAUGCUGCCUACAGAUUGUACUGCAUUCUUGACGACAAGUUCUGUUCAUGACCUUGUAAUGCAUGUUGCCUUCAGGAUUUUUAUUUAAUCUAUUCUGUUCAAUUUCCAUAUUUCAUUACUGUUUAUUAAUUGUACCGGUUAUAAGACAUGAUGUAAUGGAUGUAUCUCGGUAGCUUCAUUAAACCGUUCCACGUGGUUCAUUUUGGAUAUUUGCAAGCAAUAA